This is a messenger RNA of Sparassis crispa, 468 nucleotides long. RefSeq lists its product as hypothetical. NCBI's taxonomy places the organism in Eukaryota, Fungi, Basidiomycota, Agaricomycetes, Polyporales, Sparassidaceae. The transcript has a single exon. Bases 1 to 468 code for a protein of 155 amino acids. The record is from RefSeq and is a predicted model, not a curated record.
AUGUUCAAUGUUGUGUACGGCGGCCAUGCUCCGAGGUCGGGGUCCGAGAUCGAGCGGGACAGCAAAACCAAAAGCGAAACCGAGCACGAGAACCAGAGUGGCAAAUGGGGGGAAUCCGUGAAUCCGCCUGCUGCUGGGUUGGAAUGGUCGAGCAUGAGCGCCGGCCCCAAGGAGGGGAGAGCGGCCAAAGCCCCCACCUGCACAUUCAGAACAAUGCCCAAGCACGGACGGCACACCGCGCAUACUGUUCCCGCGGCCGCAGUGGGAUCGUUCUCCUUUUCGCUGGCAAUAGUGCCCUUUAAAAAGCCUAUCCCAUCUAAUCUAGCGAUCGCAGAAGCAAAGGGGAGGGGGAGCGUGGCCAUGCGGGGCGCGGUGGGAGGAUGGCUCUGCAGCACACCUCCGAUAUCCGUAUAUCAAUCAGGGAGCAGCGCCGCGGAGGUGCUCGCGCUCGCGCCGCACCGAGUCUGA